This is a messenger RNA of Chelonoidis abingdonii (Abingdon island giant tortoise), 1003 nucleotides long. It is a transcript of the gene BANF1, whose product is annotated as barrier to autointegration nuclear assembly factor 1. Gene Ontology annotation, biological process: chromosome organization. NCBI's taxonomy places the organism in Eukaryota, Metazoa, Chordata, Testudines, Testudinidae. The record is from RefSeq and is a predicted model, not a curated record. Gene Ontology annotation, cellular component: nucleus; condensed chromosome. Gene Ontology annotation, molecular function: DNA binding.
CCUGCGUGCCCGGAAGAGGAAGUGGAGUUUGCACAGGCGCGGUGGGUGGCCGGUUGGGCGGGAGCGGCGGUGGCUGAGGUGCCGCAGCAGGGAGUGGAGCUGAUCAAGCACCAGCCAAUAUGUCGUCCACCUCCCAGAAGCACCGGGACUUUGUUGCUGAGCCCAUGGGGGAGAAGCCCGUGGGAACUCUGGCCGGAAUUGGGGAUGUUCUUGGAAAGAAAUUGGCGGACAAAGGCUUUGACAAGGCAUAUGUGGUACUUGGGCAAUUCCUGGUUCUGAAGAAAGAUGAAGAACUCUUCCGGGAAUGGCUGAAAGACACGUGUGGAGCCAACGCCAAGCAAUCCAGAGACUGUUCUGGCUGCCUGCGGGAGUGGUGCGAUGCCUUCUUGUGAAUAUUGGCUAUUGUUGCCUUCUCACCAGCAGUCACUAUUAUGGCUUUCAUAGUUAGCAGGAAAAAAAAAAAAAUCUUCCCAACCCUUCCAUUUUGUACCCAGUCCAAAGGGCAAAAUGAACUUAAUAAUUUAUAGAAACCCCGUGGCAUUUAGAAUGUCUAUUUACGUGGCUCUGAUUUCUAGCCAGAAAGAAAAUAAUUGUCCCUAGAAGCUGCCGUUAAUGUAACUGACCAGAUUUCUUCUGGGGAAAGAGGGGGUAAUGUUCUAUUCUACACCUUUAUUAGAUCUGUGUUUGGAUUUUAUAGAUACAAGGUUCCUCACUGUUUCAGACCAGCUAACUCCUAAAGCCUUAAUAAUCUGCAUGCUUGUAAAGGGGAGUGCUUCUAUUGUCUUAAUUCGAACUCUCAUAGAUAUGCAGCUUGCUCGCUGUUAGUUUAAAAAAAAAAAAAAGUUGUGGUUUUAAGCUCAUUCUGGCUUAUUUCUGGAGCAGUUAUUUGUGGACCCUCCAGAUUGUUUUAUGCCACUUGGCUUUCUUUGGAAAAGUAACAGUGGAAGAAAACAUUGUAAAGUUUUUUUUAAAAACAAUAAAAAUCAGCUGUGUUAAUAUUCAA